This is a messenger RNA of Anneissia japonica, 2284 nucleotides long. RefSeq lists its product as uncharacterized. The transcript has 2 exons. The record is from RefSeq and is a predicted model, not a curated record. The coding region runs from base 40 to 846 and encodes 268 amino acids. NCBI's taxonomy places the organism in Eukaryota, Metazoa, Echinodermata, Crinoidea, Comatulida, Comatulidae.
GCUGCUUAUUGUCAUAUCUGCAAAUAUACUGAUUUCACAAUGGUUAAAGGUACCAUUCGUAGCAUUAAUCCAUUGGCCUACUACGUCAACAAUGUGUCUGAUCUAGAUAAAGAAUUAGUUACUGCCUACAAGAAGCAGGACAAAGACAGCCUUCAAAGACUCCUCUCAAAAUCCAAAUAUGUCUAUGAUGUUUUUUUAUGUGUCAACAAGCACUGGCAUGCCUUUAUUCUGUGUGUAAUUGUUGGAGGGAAUGAACCUAAGAACCCAUUCCUGGAUGAACUGAUGCCAGAUGCAGACAGUAAACCAUUUGACGUACCCGAUGUAAAUUUGUGUUACAGAAUCGAGUUGGUGUUUGAUGAAGUUCAAUUAAAGACGUACAAAAUCGAGAAGAAAAGUCUUGCGUUUAAAAAUGUCAAGCACAGCAUACAUAAAAGCUAUUACGUUGGCAAAUACAAAGGUACGAGUCCAUAUGGUUUGGAACUGGCAAUACUAAGGGCAGCCCCACACCGAUACCAGGUGCUUCUGGAUGACUGUGUGGAAUUUGCAAAGGAAUUUUGCAUUCAAUUGUUGGCAUAUUGUGAAAAUUGGCGCGAAAUUGAAGAAGAUGUGGAAAACAGGAUAAAAAAUGCUACGGGAUCGGGAUUCAGUGUCGAGAUGUUGUCAAGAAGAGUGCAAAGUUCCGCAAUUCUUGGAAGCACAUUCUUGGGAGGAAUGGAUGUAAGCAGCUUCUUGUCCGGAACACACAGUACAGCAGUUGUGUUAGCAGUGGUUGUUUUUCUCCUGACUUAUCCCGUUCUGGUUACUCUACUGGUGGUAAUAAUUCUAAAAUACUACAGCAUUUUGUAAUGUUUACUCAGCAAGAUAUUCUAUCGCAAAAUCAAAUGUAUGCCAUUCCAGCUAUCUAGAGGUGCCAAAAUCAUAAAUUUGCUUACCUCAACCCAAACCAUGCUGGGAGUAAGGCAGUAUAGAACCUACAUUUGUAAAAGCCCCUCCCUGUCCCACCCCACUCCUUUUCAAACUGUUGGAUCCACCUCUGCAGACCUCCCGGAAUUUACUUAUUUUAACUUGGGGCCCAUGAACAGGGGUGGCGCCAGUGAGGGGGUAUUUUCUACAUAAUUAUAGACUUUAAACCGAUUAAAUAAGCCUUUGAAACCCCUAAAUUGUCAAAAUUUUCUGUGGCUUCGCUACCUGCACCACUUUCAAAACCUUUUAAUCAAAGCUUGACCACGCCCACUUUGCUUUUGUCGGGGCAAUUUUACCCCCUGCUGGCGACAUCGCCCACCCCUUCCUUGUCAAGCAAAUGCUGACGCCACCCCUGCCCCCGAAAAUGGCAUAAUAAAAAAUGAAUGUUUUGAAACACACAAAAUGACCUAGAAAUUCCCAUUGCUAACGGUAAUAAUUGACAAGAUGGACAUGAUGAAAUAAAGAGCAAAAAUUACGCAACAUUUACAAAGGAGCUCAAAACAAUAUUUUUUCAUUCUAUAAUUUCUAAUCCACACAGCCUUUCAGUAUCAGUCAAUUAUGAAAAUCUGAGGUUUAUAGAGUGACACAAACAAUGUGAAAAAAUUCUUAAACUAAUACAGGUUUAAUUUAGACUACUGUAAAGGAAAGAUAUUAAAUGUGGACAUUCAUUAAAUUUUAGCAUGCAUUUUUUACAUAUUCUUCUUUCUAUCAGUAUGCCUAUCUGACCUGCUUUAACAUUAUAAACAGAAUUAUUAUUGGCUCAUGUUCUUUAUUUAAAAGGUAAUUUGACUAUAAAUACAUUUGUUUUUAUUUAAACAUCAACCAGGAAUACAAAUUUUUAAUUACUAAUACUUAUACUUAUAAAGAAUUAGUAAUAUUGUAAUAUUAAUUUAAGUCAUAACAUAUUAGUAAUAGUGUAAUAUUAAUUUAAAUUACUGUAGUUACUACAUUUAUUUGAUUUUAAACGUCAAUCUGUAUUAGUAAUUAUACUAAUUUAAUUGACAAUACUUAUUAUUAAUUGUCGGCAAAGCCGAUAUUAUCAAGUGCAUAUUAUAGUCAAUUCACUGUUCUUUGUUUCAUAAUUAAGCCUAUCAAUAAGGACCGAAGUGAAAGUCCACUCUUUAGAUACACAUAUCUGUGGUUAUAUAACAACUUUACUUCAGACCAAUGACAACAUCUUAAUUAGGAUAAAACCACAUCCUCUACCAAACAGAGAUUUAUAAUGCUGUUUGUUAUUUGUUGAAUGUAUACCACACCCAUUUCAUCUUUUACAUACUGUGUAUAGUAUAUUGAAUAAAUUAGUCACUUGUUAGAUACCAUA